UGGUUUUAAUAAUCAAGAUGUGGUUUAGUGGUUACCAACCUAAUUGAUUCUUUCAAAAAAAAAAAAAAAACUAUUUGCACAAACAAAAAUUAAUCAAUACAUAAUUUUAUAUUAGGGAUGCUUUUCAUAGUUUUAUACUGCAAAUUGUAUUAGCCCAAUAAAUAAAAUGUCUCAGCUCGGCCCAAAAGAAGCUGGACAAUACACGGCCUUAUUGAUGUUCUAACCAUUUGCUUUUCCCAUUGCAUAUUUCGCGAGAGGUUCUUAAUUGUCGGAAGACGUGCUUAUGUUUGGGUAAAGUGAUCACAAGGUGUUCGAUAUAAUACCUGAGAGAGUUUCCACAGGUGUUUCUGAUUUUUACUCAGUUUGAGUGAGCUGGAUCUUCCACGAUGAAGACGAUGAUCUUGGAUGUUUGCAAUGAGAUUAUAAAGAUCCAGAAGCUAAGACGGGCUGUCUCUUACGCUGGAUUCUACUGCUUCACUGCAGCCCUCACAUUCUUCUACACAAACAACACAACAAGAGCAGGAUUCUCCAGGGGAGAUCAGUUUUAUGCAUCUUACCCUGCCGGGACCGAACUUCUGACUGACACAGCUAAGCUGUACAAAGCGGCGCUUGGGAAUUGCUAUGAAUCUGAGGAUUGGGGUCCUGUCGAAUUCUGCAUAAUGGCUAAGCAUUUUGAGCGCCAGGGAAAGUCUCCAUACGUUUACCACUCUCAAUACAUGGCUCACCUUCUUUCUCAAGGCCAACUUGAUGGGAGUGGCUAAAGCACAACUCCUUUUUUUCAGAUGUGUACCUAAUUUUGUUAUUGCAAAAUCAAACUCGGGUGUCUGGAACUCUGUCCUUCACUCUUUUUCCUCAUUUGUACCGGAAUAUAAGAACUUGUUUUGAGAUGUAAGCCCACAAUGUAAUAAACACAUAAGAUGAGACCUUGAUAUGGUGUACAAAUCAAGUAAACACUUCGAUAGGUUUAGCGAGCCGUGAUAAAUAAAACUAGGCUAAUAACCCUCU
Molecule: messenger RNA, 1005 nt
Organism: Brassica rapa (field mustard)
Lineage: Eukaryota; Viridiplantae; Streptophyta; Magnoliopsida; Brassicales; Brassicaceae
Source: RefSeq, a predicted model, not a curated record